UGCCUCACCAAGGUGGUGCGGUUGGGGUAUGUUACGCACGCAUGCGUAAUGAUUGAGAAUGUGUAGUGUUGAGAGUAUUUAUGGUUCUAUGAUGUAACUUUAACGAGAAUGAAGCAAAAAAAGCAACGCUUUUUUUCUUACGUUUGGUGAAAAACGCAGCUUAAUUUCAAAAUCGUAUAUAAUCUGCAGCAAAAGAAUCUGAUCAGAAAAUGGCACAUCCAAAUGCUAGUUCUUCAACAAGUUCCGCAAUUCCAAAGAUUCAAAGGACUAUGGGAAAAAAUAGCUCUGGAAAAGGCAUGAAACCUCUUUCAUAUGAAAAUGAAAUGAUAACCAUCUUUGGAAAAAGUCACAGUGGAGUGCCACCUUUUGUGGUUGGCCGCAAAGAAAUUGUUUCUCAGGAAGAGAUUUUGCAAAAAGUCAGUCAAACUUCAUCUGGGAAUAUAAAUGAAGAAGAGUCUUCUGUCGAAGUACAUUCACCUCUUUCGCCUCUAUCGCCUCUUUCGCCUCUAUCAGCGAAUAGCAAUAAAUCAUUCACGACAAAUAGCAAUUGUUCAUCUUUCAUAAAGACAAAAGCAAAGAAGGUAAUGCCAGACAAGACGCACGCACAGAAAUGUUGAUAGAGCUUCGAACAUGCAAUGAAUUACAAAGACAGCGAAAUAAUAUUUUGGAAAGGCAACUUCAGCUACUAGAGAGAAUGGAACAAAAAUACUCAAAGCAAACAGAAUUAAAUAUGUAUAUUACACUGAAUU
Molecule: messenger RNA, 749 nt
Organism: Trachymyrmex cornetzi
Lineage: Eukaryota; Metazoa; Arthropoda; Insecta; Hymenoptera; Formicidae
Exons: 5
Coding region: 210-617 (135 amino acids)
Source: RefSeq, a predicted model, not a curated record